GUUAAUUGACCUCGUCAUCGUCUUCAUGGCACCGUGGAAUCUUUAUGCACAACUUCGCAACUCCCUGACUAAUACUAUGUUCUGCGUAGAAAGUCACUUCUGAGGUCAACUCAAGACAAAACUUGACACCAAAAGCAAAAGACCUCUUUAGUGCAUCUUUACACAAGCUGCUCUUCUCAUCUUCCUAUGAAAUCUUGUUUCAUCUGUGUCCUGUUGUUUAUUUCAAAAGUUUGGUGGGAGGAAGUUUGGGUUUGAACUUGAACCCAUAUGGAGGAUAAUAUAGUACACGUUGCGCUGGGAAAAAAUGUGAAGGAGUACAAACCAAUCUUGGCGUGGGCGGUAUGGGCAAUAAAGAACUCUGGGGGUAGAACUAUAUUUGUCAUUCAUGUUCACCAGCCAGCAAAAAUGAUCCCAAUGAUGGGAGCAAAAUUUCCAGCAAACACAAUGAAGGAACGGGAACUCAGGGCAUACCGGGAACUUGAAAGGCAAAAUAUGCAGAAAAUCCUGGAUGAGUAUCUGCUUAUCUGCCGCCAAAUGGGGGUACAAGCAGAAUCACGACAUAUUGAAAUGGAGAGUAUUGAGGAGGGAAUUGUGGAACUCGUCUGCCAGCUUGGGAUCAGGAAGCUUGUUAUGGGAACAGCAGCCUACUCAAAGAGAACAAUGGACAUCAAGUCUAAGAAAGCAAGAUACGUGCGCCUACAAGCAUCUAAGUCCUGUCGCAUUCAAUUUAUAUGCAAGGGGCGCCUUGUCCACACCAGGGAAGGUAUUUUAGAUGGAGCAGAUGUGGAGGUCAGACCAAAUCAAAACUGUAAAACUGAACCAUCAAACUAUGGGAGAUCACAAUCUGCGGGGAAAAAUAUUGGUGCAGCACCUACCAGCUUAGCUCAAGUUUCAUUUUCCAGUGAAAGGAAUGCUAGUAUUUACUAUAGUGUAGGGAGUGGAACAGACAUUUCUUCCCUUGAUUGUACUGAAGAGUUCUCAACUCCAAGGAGCAGGUCAGUUACAGAAGGGAGUUCAGAUGAAUGGUUUGAAUCUUCAAGGAGGUAUCCUCCAAGUUUGGAUUAUUCAAAAUGCUCUGCCAGUAGAUCAGUUGACAUAGCUCGGAUUUCAUCUGUUAGGUCUGAGGGGAGUGAGUUAAGCACAUUUCCUCAGUCCAUAGAGAGUCCUUAUUGUUUAUCUCCUCCUAGUUUACUGGAUGGAAGUGUAGAUGAAACUCUCUAUGCUCAACUUGAAAAGGCCAUGGCAGAGGCUGAACAUGCGAGGCGAGAAGCAUUUCAAGAGGCAGAGAGGCGCGCCAAUGUGGAAAAAAAUGCAAUUGAAGCUAAGCGCAGGGCUCAAGUGUUAGAAAGCUUAUGCACUGAGGAAUCGAAACAAAGGAAAGAAAUUGAGGAAGCUCUAGCAAAAGAGAAAGAGGAACAUGAAAAGGUGAAAAUUCAGCUAAACAAAGUGAUGGAGGAUCUCCGGGUUGCCUUGGAUGAAAAAUCAUCACUGGAAAGCCAAAUUGCAGAAUCUGAUGGGAUGGUAGAGGAGUUGGAGCUGAGUAUUGCAUCUGUUGUGCAAUUGUUGCAAACUUGUAAAAAAGAACGGGAUGAAUUUCUGGUGGAGCGUGACAAUGCAAUUGAAGCUAAGCGCAGGGCUCAAGUGUUAGAAAGCUUAUGCGCUGAGGAAUUGAAACAAAGAAAAGAAAUUGAGGAAGCUCUAGCAAAAGAGAAAGAGGAACAUGAAAAGGUGAAAAUUCAGCUAAACAAAGUGAUGGGGGAUCUCCAGGUUGCCUUAGAUAAAAAAUCAUCACUGGAAAGCCAAAUUGCAGAAUCUGAUGAGAUGGUAGAGGAGUUAGAGCUGAGUAUUGCAUCUGUUAUGCAAUUGUUGCAAACUUGUGAAAAAGAACGGGAUGAAUUUCUGGUGGGGCGUGACAAUGCAAUAAAAGAAGCCGAAGAGUUGAGAAGAAAAAAAGUUGAGUCCUCAAGCACACGAAUGCCUCAAUUCUCCGAGUUCUCAUACUUAGAGAUUGACAAAGCAACUCAAAAUUUUGAUCCAUUUCUGGAAAUUGGAGAAGGAAGACACGGGAACACGUAUAAAGGUAUCUUGCGUGAAAUCCAGGUGGCUAUAAAAGUGCCACACCAACGUAACUUGCAAGACCCCUUAGGAUUCCAAAGUGAGGUUGAUACAUUGAAUAAGUUGAGGCAUCCGAAUCUUGUUACGCUGAUCGGAUACUGCCAAGAAGUUCAGGCUCUCAUCUAUGAGUAUCUCCCAAAUGGAAGCCUUGAAGAUCGACUCAGCUGCAAGGACAAUACUCCUCCAUUAUCAUGGCAAAUUCGAAUAUGCAUCGCCACAGAAUUGUGCUCUGCCCUCAUCUUUCUUCAUUCCUGUAAACCAUUCAGCGUAUUACAUGGUGAUUUGACACCCGCCAAGGUUCUCCUUGAUGCCAACUUUGUAAGCAAACUCUGUGACUUUGGAAGGUGUCGUCUACUAUCUCAUGAUCUAAGUUCAAACAACCUCACUCUGCGUUGGAAAACUGAGCUAAAGGACACUAGUUUUGCUUAUCUUGAUCCGCAGUUCCAUUCAACAGGAGAGCUUACUUUAGAGUCAGAUGUAUAUUCAUUUGGAAUCACAUUGUUACAGUUGUUGACUGGAAGGCCGCCCCGGGGGUUAAAAAAGGAAGUGAAAUAUGCAUUAGAUGCAGGAAAGUUAGAAGACCUCUUGGAUCCUUUGGCUGGAGAUUGGCCAUUUGAGCAAGCUAAACAGUUGGCUCACUUGGCCUUGAGUUGUAGUGAAAUAUACCGGGAGAACCGGCUAGACCUUGCAUUGGAUGUUUGGCCGGUACUUGAACCAAUGAGGGAGGAUUUGUGUGGAGACUCAUCCUCACUCCAGCUGAGCACCAAAGAACACUCCGAACCUCCUUCGUAUUUUCUCUGUCCCAUCUCCCAGGACGUCAUGCAAAAUCCUCAUGUGGCAACGGAUGGUUUUACUUAUGAAGAGAAGGUUUUGAGAGAAUGGUUUGAUGGUGGACAUGACACUUCACCAAUGACAAAUUUGAAGCUUGAACACUGCAAUCUUGUACCCAAUUAUGCUCUUCGUUCAGCCAUUCAAGAGUGGCAACAAAAACAUUGAAAUCUGUAUUUUCCUUUCCCCUUAGUUUUACAUAUUUUUUAUACCACCUGGUCCAACCCACAGGUGCAUUUUGCAGUUAAUUAUUUUUUUAGGGAAAAAAAUUAAUAGAUCAAUACAUUUUUCUUCUUUGUUAAAUCCUAGAUUCUGCUGGAGCAUAAUAUUGCAUGAUGUGUAUUACAUAAUGGUCUUGUCUUUCCGCUCAGCCAGUUCUGGUUAUAGGUUCACACCUAAAAUAAAUGCAAAGAUAUCAAGAGUCUUGUAAAUCAAUUUGUACUGUCUAGUGUUUUCAACAUAGAUGUCCAUAGUUCAAAUUCUGUAACUACUGAAUUCAUCCAAAAAAAGAAAGAAAAGAAAAGACAAACUCAAAUCCUGACACCACUUAUGAGCUUUUUUGGUUGAGAUGGAUGCUACUCACUCCUCUACCACUCCUAUCUAUUGUGACAUUCGUGAUGGUUUUCAUGAGUGGACUAUACAUAUCAAGAUUGACUGUCAUUCUAUCUCCCGCAUCUUCUUCAAGCUACUAUGUAGCUUUGCUUAUGUAAUCUCAACACCAACUUGUUUGACAUUAUUACCAACUCUCAUCCACAAGGGUGCUUUAUUGAUAGUCUCCAAAACUCAAGUUAGUUUCCUAUGGCCCACUUUGUGCUAUUGUAAUUCUAUACUUGUGUACUAGUAGUUCUAGACUCUGAUCUAUAGGCCCCUCUAUACAUGGUAGAAUUUCUCAAAACAUAAUAUAUACUUUCAGUAUCAACACUAUCUCUCUUCUUUAAAAUUGGCGUCUUCCUUGCAAUCACAGAAAUGUGCCAAGCAGACCACCCACAUCCUCCAGUAG
This is a messenger RNA of Quercus lobata, 3943 nucleotides long. RefSeq names its product U-box domain-containing protein 33-like. Gene Ontology annotation, molecular function: ubiquitin-protein transferase activity; ATP binding; protein kinase activity. Bases 268 to 3111 code for a protein of 947 amino acids. NCBI's taxonomy places the organism in Eukaryota, Viridiplantae, Streptophyta, Magnoliopsida, Fagales, Fagaceae. The record is from RefSeq and is a predicted model, not a curated record. The transcript has 11 exons. Gene Ontology annotation, biological process: protein ubiquitination; protein phosphorylation.